AUGGCGACUGUAGCAGCUGAAAUUAUGCUACAGUGCGUCUUUGAUGGAAGCUUGUCGAUGUCAGACAUGGAUAAGGAGAGACGGCCUUAUCAUAAAAACUGCAGUUGUGCAUUGCACAAACAGAAGGGGGAACAACCAACCACUUGUGUACACAGUAGGAAUAUAACAUGUCCCAAAAGGCAAAUACAGAAAGAUAUGAGUAUGUCAAUAGCAGCUUCCAAAUUUUCUUCUCGAUCUUCUUCUUGCGACAAUUCAUCAGUCAGGAGUGUACAACAUACAAUUCUGGCUUUAGCAAGUAGUUAA
Molecule: messenger RNA, 303 nt
Organism: Nicotiana attenuata
Lineage: Eukaryota; Viridiplantae; Streptophyta; Magnoliopsida; Solanales; Solanaceae
Exons: 1
Coding region: 1-303 (100 amino acids)
Source: RefSeq, a predicted model, not a curated record